Egretta garzetta (little egret) is the source of this 2014-nucleotide messenger RNA. RefSeq names its product solute carrier family 6 member 20 (gene SLC6A20). NCBI's taxonomy places the organism in Eukaryota, Metazoa, Chordata, Aves, Pelecaniformes, Ardeidae. Gene Ontology annotation, molecular function: L-proline transmembrane transporter activity. Gene Ontology annotation, biological process: sodium ion transmembrane transport. Gene Ontology annotation, cellular component: membrane. The transcript has 11 exons. The record is from RefSeq and is a predicted model, not a curated record.
AUGUGCCUGUUAAUAAGAUUAGUAAUUAAAAAGCUUGAUAGGAAUUGGCAAGCCUAGUUCCUCCGCCUUUCCCUCCCCUCCAAGCCGGGCUGGCGUGGAGUCUGAGGCAGGGCUGGCAGAGUACCUGAAGGAGUGAAGGCAGGAAGGCUCUGCUGCAACCUCUGCCUGCAAGUAGGCAAUGGAGAAAUCCCGGCCGCUAUGGGACAAUCCCCUGCAGUUUGUUUUCGCCUGCAUUUCCUAUGCUGUAGGGCUGGGAAAUGUGUGGAGGUUCCCAUACUUAUGCCAGAUGUACGGAGGAGGCGGCUUUUUGAUCCCAUAUUUCAUCAUGCUGAUUGUCGAGGGGAUGCCGCUGCUCUACUUGGAGCUGGCCGUGGGGCAGCGCAUGCGUCAGGGCAGCAUCGGUGCCUGGAAGAUGAUAAGUCCCUACCUCUGCGGUGUCGGCGUUGCCAGCGUCGUCGUCUCCUUCUUCCUCUCCAUGUACUACAACGUGAUAAACGCCUGGGCCUUCUGGUACCUCUUCCACUCCUUCCAGGACCCCCUGCCCUGGGCCACCUGCCCCCUGAACAGCAACCGCACCGGCUACGAGGAGGAAUGCGAGAAGACGUCGUCCACCCAGUACUUCUGGUACCGGCAGACCCUCAACAUCUCUCCGUCGCUGGAGGCCAGCGGGAGCGGGCCGGGGGAGGAGGCGCCCUGCCCGACCCCGCCUCUCCCCAGCAGCAGCCGUCCCCUCUGCCUUGUGCUGACCUGCUAGCUGAUCUAUUACUGCCAGUCUCGCGUAUUCUUUAGGCCAAGGUCUUUCCCCUCUGUCCCCCAGGUGGUCUAUGUAACAGCUUCUUUGCCAUACUGCGUUCUCAUCAUAUACCUCAUCAGAGGAUUAACACUUCAUGGAGCUGUGAAUGGGCUCAUCUACAUGUUCACACCAAAGCUGGAGCAGCUGUCGAACCCCAAGGCGUGGAUCAGCGCCGCCACGCAGAUCUUCUUCUCUCUCUGCCUGGGCUUUGGCAGCCUCAUCGCAUUCGCCAGCUACAACGAGCCCAGCAACAACUGCGAGAGGCACGCCAUCAUCGUCUCGCUGAUCAACAGCGCCACGUCCAUAUUUGCCAGCAUCGUCACUUUCUCCAUCUACGGCUUCAAGGCGACGUUUAACUACGAAAGCUGUAUAAACAGGGUGAUCCUGCUGCUGAUGAAUGCUUUCGACCUGGAGGAAGGCUCUUUGACAGCAGACAACCUCAACGAGAUGAAAGACUACCUCAUGGCCACCCACCCGCACCAGUACGAGCAGUUAGCGCCGCAGCUUAAAAACUGCAGCUUGGAAGCUGAACUGGACACGGCUGUCCAGGGGACGGGACUGGCAUUUAUAGUCUAUUCUGAAGCGAUUAAAAACAUGGAGGUGCCCCAGCUGUACUCCGUGCUCUACUUCGUCAUGCUGCUGAUGCUGGGCAUCGGCAGCAUUUUGGGAAACACUGCUGCUAUCCUCACGCCGCUGACCGACAGCAGGGUCAUUGCUGCCCGAUUCCCCAAGGAGGUGAUCUCAGGGUUUGUGUGUUUCAUUAACUGCGUGAUUGGCCUGAUCUUCACCAUGGAGGCUGGAAAUUAUUGGUUUGACAUAUUCAACGACUACGCAGCCACCCUCUCGCUGCUGCUCAUCGUGCUGGUAGAAACCAUUGCCGUGUGUUACAUCUACGGGAUAAGAAGAUUUGAGAAAGACCUUCACACCAUGAUUGGACGCAAGCCAAACUGGUACUGGAAAAUCAUGUGGGCUUUUGCUAGCCCUUUGCUAAUUGUAAGCCUAUUUAUAUUUUACCUCACCGACUAUAUCCUCACAGGAACACUGCAAUACCAAGCAUGGGAUGCCACACAGGGGCAGCUGGUGACGAAGGAUUACCCAGGCUACGCCCUGGCAGUGAUCGGGCUGCUGGUGGCGGCGUCCACCCUGUGCAUACCCCUGGGGGCACUAGUAACUUUCGUAAGGAAGAGACUGAAGAGGGAAAGCGUUUCCACCCUUGCAUGA